CAACAAAAAACACAACGCAGAAAAAGAAAACACAAAUUUCAGUAGAAUUUGUUCUGUCAUCAGAUUAAGAAUGUGUUUGCGGACAGUAUAGUUAGUGUAACAACAACAAAACAACGUGAAUUGAAAAAUAGAUAUUAUUAAAAAAAUAAAUGCAAACAAAAGAAUAAAAAUGCUGUGACAAAUUUAUAAUAAAAACAACUUUUUAUACUACAUGAAGAAACGGAGGUCAUUAAGGAAAAAGAAACAUAAAAGAAAAUAAAUUCUUCAUAAUAAAAAAAGAAAAAAUAGCACUUAAAUUAAACUUGAAUUAAAUUUUGCUUUAAAUGUCAAUGUAAAAGAAAACUAACAACAAAAAAAAUCACUAUAACUAAACGCCACAUUUAACCCUCUCAUCUCAAUCAGCCAGUGAAGUGUCCCACCACAACCAGCAACUAAUCACAGUAAAUCGUAUCGAAAGCCACCGCCACCGACGCCGUUUUAUGAAAAAUCUUUACAAAUGUCAUUAUUACGUCAGUUCUUUGGUACAUCAUCAAAUUCCUGGGUACGUGCCCUUAUCAUAUUCUGCUUAGCAUGGGCAUUUCUAGUGUAUGUCUUUGUCACCAAACUGAAUACACAGAAUACAGUGGAACCUGAUGCCUCAGCCAAACGUAUCAAUCAAGCGCUGCAGCUGUUGGAGGCAUCGAAACAACGUAAUCAAGAAUUGCAACAAAUGAUUGAUACAUUAUUGAACGAUCAAGUAGACAAACAGUCAGCCCUCAAACUCAUACAAAAACUCGAAUACAAUAUACAAAAUCCCAUUGGCGGGGAAAACAAAGUUGAAUCUCCUCUACCCUACGGUAGUGCCACAAACGAACCCACACUCGAGUAUGAGCUAAUGCGUAGACGCAUACGGGAUAAUAUUGGCGAGAUAUGGAACUAUUUCAGCACAGAAUUGGGCAAAAUACGCAAACAAGUGACGCGAGAACCGGCCACGGAUAUAGGAGACGAAAUCAAUAGUGUGCUUAUGAUGGGAGCAGAACACAAACGUUCGCUGCUAAGCGAUAUGGAACGUUUAAGGCAACUAGAUGGCUAUGAGGCGUGGCGCCACAAAGAGGCUAAAGAUUUAAGUGAUUUGGUACAAAGGCGCAUACAUCAUUUGCAAAAUCCAAACGAUUGUGCGAAGGCCCGCAAGUUGGUGUGUAAACUUAAUAAGGGCUGUGGCUAUGGCUGUCAAUUACAUCAUGCUGUCUAUUGCUUUAUAGUGGCCUAUGCCACAGAGCGUACUUUGAUUUUGAAAUCAAGAGGCUGGCGUUAUCACAAGGGUGGCUGGGAAGAGGUUUUCCAGCCAGUGUCCGAUUCUUGUUUUGAGUUGGAUGGCGCUCAUGCGAACAACUGGCCGGGCAGACCGGAGACUCAAGUGUUAGUUUUACCUAUAAUAGAUUCUUUAAUGCCAAGACCACCUUAUUUGCCUUUGGCCAUACCGGAAGAUUUGGCUCCACGAUUGAAACGUUUACAUGGUGAUCCCAUUGUAUGGUGGGUGGGACAAUUCCUAAAGUAUUUAUUGAGGCCGCAACAGGGCACUAAGGAGUUCUUAGAGUCAGGCAUGUCGAAAUUGGGCUGGAAGAGACCAAUAGUGGGAGUCCAUGUCCGGCGCACAGACAAAGUCGGUACCGAGGCUGCUUUCCAUAGCAUAGAAGAAUAUAUGACACAUGUCGAAGACUACUUUUUGACACAAGAGAUAAAUGGUACCACCGUACCGCGACGCAUAUUCCUGGCCUCCGAUGAUGCCCGCGUCUUAGAAGAGGCACGCAAAAAAUACCCGCAAUACGAAAUCAUCGGCGAUGCUGAGGUGGCCCGCAUGGCCGCCGUCUCCACACGCUACACAGACACUGCCUUGAACGGCAUCAUCUUGGACAUACACCUACUGUCGCUGUCCGAUCACUUAGUUUGUACCUUUAGUUCACAAGUCUGCCGCGUUGCAUAUGAAAUUAUGCAAACCUUGUAUCCCGAUGCUGCGCAUCGUUUUAAAUCGCUGGACGAUAUUUACUACUAUGGCGGACAAAAUCCACACAAUCGCCAGGUGGUCAUACCACACAAGGCACGCAAUCACGAUGAGAUGCACAUGAAGCCGGGCGAUUUGGUGGGGGUUGCUGGCAACCAUUGGGAUGGCUUUUCAAAGGGUAAAAACACGCGCACCAAUCAAGUCGGCCUGUUCCCCUCCUUCAAGGUGGUGGAUAAAGUGGAAACGGCCAAACUGCCCUCGUAUCCAAAUGUGUAGAAAAUAUAGCUGCUAAAUUAGCUUGUAGGUUUCUUUAAAAAACAAAUUUUUGGAAAUAUUUAUUUUCAUAAUUUUUAUUCGAAAUGAUAUUUUAAGAAGAAUUUUUGUUUUUUGAAAAUUUUUCUUGUAAAACUAUAGUUUUAUUUAAAAAACAAAAACAAAAAAAAAUGUUUA
Calliphora vicina (urban bluebottle blowfly) is the source of this 2431-nucleotide messenger RNA. RefSeq names its product alpha-(1,6)-fucosyltransferase (gene FucT6). The record is from RefSeq and is a predicted model, not a curated record. NCBI's taxonomy places the organism in Eukaryota, Metazoa, Arthropoda, Insecta, Diptera, Calliphoridae. Gene Ontology annotation, biological process: protein N-linked glycosylation. The coding region runs from base 497 to 2257 and encodes 586 amino acids. Gene Ontology annotation, cellular component: Golgi cisterna membrane. The transcript has 4 exons. Gene Ontology annotation, molecular function: protein binding; glycoprotein 6-alpha-L-fucosyltransferase activity.